Messenger RNA from Helianthus annuus (common sunflower), 1434 nucleotides. RefSeq names its product pelargonidin 3-O-(6-caffeoylglucoside) 5-O-(6-O-malonylglucoside) 4'''-malonyltransferase. The record is from RefSeq and is a predicted model, not a curated record. The transcript has a single exon. NCBI's taxonomy places the organism in Eukaryota, Viridiplantae, Streptophyta, Magnoliopsida, Asterales, Asteraceae. Bases 1 to 1335 code for a protein of 444 amino acids.
AUGCACAAGCCAAUGAUGAAGGUCACAACCUACACGUCAAAACUUGUGAAACCCUCAAGACCAACAUCCACAACCGAUCGGUACUACAAGAUUUCUUUCUUCGAUGAGCUAGCCCCAUCCGUGAACGUCCCUCUCAUCCUAUACUAUUCCACACCACCUAGUGACCUAAAUGGACCAUUUGAAAACAUAUGUGACCACUUGGAGGAUACUUUAUCCAAAACUUUGAGUGAAUUUUACCCGUUCGCUGGAAGAUAUAUUCGUGAGCUUUCGAUGAUUGAUUGUAACGAUCAAGGUGUUUUAUAUGUCCUAGGUAACGCGAAUGUCCGACUCUUGGAGAUUCUAGGCCUAGGACACGAGUUGGACCCCGGUGCGCUAAACAGUCUCGUACCGUGUGAGGCUCGAGAGGUUAAUGAAGUUAAUGAUCCCAUGUUAUCUAUCAAAGUCACCACUUUUGAGUGUGGUGGUUUUGCAAUUGGUAUGUGCUUUUCACAUAGAAUCUCAGAUAUGGGUACUAUGUGCCUCUUUAUUAACAACUGGGCCGCUAGAAGCAAUGGAAAACAUAAACAUGAAAUUUACUCUCCUGUUUUUAACUUGCCAACUUGCUUCCCACAAAGAGGUUUGCCCGACUUUACAAAUCCUAGGUCGAGUGUUGGCAUACAAAACGAGGCGCGAAGGUUUGUUUUUAAAGCGAAGGCAAUAUCCGCUAUGAGAGAAAAUGUUGGUUUAGAUGAAAACACGCCUCGUCGACCCUCAAAAGUGCAACUUGUUAUCGCGUUGUUCUGGAAGGCCUUUGUUCAUAUGGAACAAGCGAACUACGUAGAAUCCAAGGCUUCUUUUCUCAUCCAAGCAGUUGCGUUGAGAGAUAAAGUACUCCCCGAACUGCACACGAAUUCGUGUGGUAAUUUUUUUGCGAUAGCGCCUUCACGACUCAGGCCAGGUGAAGGGGAAAACAUCACUUAUCAGGACUUUUUCAUGAUUUUGCGUGACUCGGUUAGUAAAACAGUUCAAGAUUGUACUAAAAUGCUUACACAAGGCAAGGAAGAAUACGAAGUUGUAAUUGAUCCAUAUCUUGAAUGGAAUCGGAACAUGUCUCCUGAUAAUGUUGUGAACAUGAGGAUAUAUAUCUUCAGUUCUUGGUGCAAGUUUUCAUAUUACCAAGCUGAUUUUGGUUGUGGUAAACCGGUUUGGGCAAGUCCCGGAAAGCUUCCAACCCAAAAUUUGGUGAUCUUGAUGGAUGAUCAUGAGGGUGAUGGUGUCGAGGCAUGGGUUCAUUUAGACGAAAAAGGUAUAAAGCAAUUGGAACAAGAUUCAGAUAUCCAAGGCUAUGCAAUUUAGCUUUAGUUUCUAUCGUUGAUUACAUGUGAUUUGUUGUGUUUAUUUGGUAUGUAUGAUUAUGAAUCCCUUGAAGUGAAAUAAAAGUUUGGGUGGACGGUA